AUGGGCUGCGUCUGCCUCUGGCUGCUCCUCUCUCUCGGCUGCGUUGGGGGAACGGGCCGCGGGGUGAGGGAGAAGGUGCUGGGCACCCUGGGGAAGGCGACGACGCUGCGGAUCCCGCCGGAGCUCCGGGAACUCACCCAGAGCUUCAGGUCGGCCACCUGGAAGAGGGACACGGAGGACCCGCACAGGAAACUUGUCCUGCUCAGCUACUCCCAGGGCAAAUACACCAACUACAUGAAGGAACGAAUUUCCUUCCACGAGGACACCUUCUCCCUGGAGAUCCUCAACACCAGCCGGCAGGACUGGCAGAUCUACGAGUACAGUGUCAGCAAGGGCUCGGAGGAGGAGGUCUGGCAGAUACAGCUGGAGGUGUACGAGCCGGUGUCCGACCCCAGCAUCGAGAUCCUCCGCUGGGCGUUGGCCAACGGGACCUGCACCCUCACCCUCAACUGCACGGCGGAGCGAGGGGACCACGUCUCCUACAGCUGGGGUGGCCAGGACAGGGGCACCCCGGGGCUCUGCUCCCACAACGGCAGCCUCCUGCACCUCUCCUACCCCCUGCAGAACGUGAGCAUCGCCUGCUCCUGCACCGCCAGCAACCCCGUCAGCCGCCGGGUCGCCACCUUCAACUCCUCCGAGUGCAGCUACAGCCAAGGGGGCAGCGGGAGGCUGUGGUGGGAUCAGCUGGUGCUGGUGGUGGUGGUGCCCAUCGCCAUGGGGAUGCUGCUCGUCGGGAUCUUCAUCGCCCGUCUGGCCACGUCCACUGCUGCCCGGGGGCAGGAGCUCUCCCCGCUGGCCGAGGACACCACGGUGCACACCAUCUACUCCCAGGUCCAGCGGGUGCAG
Messenger RNA from Merops nubicus (carmine bee-eater), 846 nucleotides. Its product is annotated as signaling lymphocytic activation molecule-like. The transcript is spliced from 5 exons. NCBI's taxonomy places the organism in Eukaryota, Metazoa, Chordata, Aves, Coraciiformes, Meropidae. The record is from RefSeq and is a predicted model, not a curated record. The annotation marks the transcript as partial.